Messenger RNA from Syzygium oleosum, 2155 nucleotides. RefSeq names its product putative clathrin assembly protein At1g03050. The transcript is spliced from 3 exons. Gene Ontology annotation, cellular component: clathrin-coated vesicle; clathrin-coated pit. Gene Ontology annotation, molecular function: SNARE binding; clathrin heavy chain binding; 1-phosphatidylinositol binding. NCBI's taxonomy places the organism in Eukaryota, Viridiplantae, Streptophyta, Magnoliopsida, Myrtales, Myrtaceae. Gene Ontology annotation, biological process: clathrin coat assembly; clathrin-dependent endocytosis; vesicle budding from membrane. The record is from RefSeq and is a predicted model, not a curated record. The coding region runs from base 315 to 2042 and encodes 575 amino acids.
AGAGGAAGAGAAAAGCAGAGGGAGAGAGGAGAGGCAACGACCCAUCUCUCGUUUCCUCUCUUCUCGUGCCUUCCUCUCAGACAUUUCCAGAAGCUUUACAAUUCAGACCUUCGGGUUCGUCUCGCCGAAAACGAUCCAUUUUCAAGUGAGUACGUAAGGACUUUGUCUCCACGUUUAGAUCCGACAAACGGGUGAAUCGCGCCGUGGAAAGUUACCCGACGAGGUUCGACGGAUCCUGUGAAAAUUCUCAAACGGGGUUCCCAGACAAUACCAAUUGGUGAGAGCAUCUCUUUAUCCAUCCUUUUACACAAUCCAUGGGUGCAAGCAAGCUGAGGAGGGCCAUUGGAGCGGUCAAAGACCACACCAGCAUUGGCCUAGCGAAGGUUAGUACCAGCAGCAGCUCGCUCUCGGACCUAGAAGUCGCGAUAGUGAAGGCGACUCGGCAUGAUGAAUUCCCGGCGGAGGAGAAGCACAUCCAAGAGAUCAUUAGCUUGACCGGCUAUUCCCGCUCAUACAUAACUGCAUGCAUUGACACCCUCUCAAGGCGCCUCAACAAGACCCGGAACUGGACCGUCGCGCUGAAGACACUUAUUCUGAUCCAGAGGCUCCUGGCCAAGGGCGAUCCCGCAUACGAGGAGGAGAUCUUCUUCGCCACGAGGGGCGGGACCCGCUUCCUCAACAUGUCCGACUUCCGUGACGCGUCGCGAUCAAAUUCGUGGGACUACUCGGCAUUUGUCAGGACAUAUGCUCUGUACCUCGAUGAACAGCUAGAAUACAGAAUGCUGGGACGGCGAGGGAAACGCGGUAAGUAUGGCCUCGAUGAAGAAGAGGAAGAAAACGGGCAAGCUGGCAUUAGAAUCACACCGGUUCGAGAGAUGAAAAAUGUCCAUAUAUUUUCGAAGAUGCAGCAUUUGCAGCAGCUACUCGAACGGUUCUUGGCGUGCAGGCCAACAGGUCCAGCGAAGAACGACAGAGUGAUUUUUGUGGCCCUGUACCCAGUUAUAAAAGAAAGCUUCCGAAUCUAUAAUGAAAUCAUGGAGAUCAUGGCAAUCCUAGUAGAUAGAUUUACAGAGAUGGAGAUUGCGGAAUGCGUGAAGGUGUAUGAGCUCUUAUCGAGAGUAGGGAAGCAGUUUGACGAACUCGAAGUAUUUUACGCUUGGUGCAAGAACGUUGGCAUCGCUCGCACUUCUGAGUACCCGGAAACUGAGAGAAUUACACAGAAGAAACUUGAUCUUAUGGACGAUGUCAUUCGGGACAAAGCAGCAGCAGCAAAAAGCGAGAGAGCGCUCAGUGCAGAGCCAAAGAAUCUUAUCGUGCAAGAAACGGACGAAACAGAAGCAAAUGGACCAGACAUGAAUUCAAUCAAGGCACUGCCUCCACACGAGGGAUUUCGCGAGUCAACUGUUGAAGAGAAGGAAGAACCGAAGAAAGAUAACAUACAGCAACAAGCUGACCUGCUAAAUCUAGCAGAUGAUCCGGUGGCCCACAGAGAACACGGAGAUAAACUAGCAUGGGCCUUAUUUGAUGGCGGCACACCAUCGGUUGGUCCUGACCCGGCACCCACAUGGGAGGCGUUUGGUAAUGAUACGGCAGAUUGGGAGUCCUCGCUUGUGCAAUCGGCAAGCAGUUUGUCAAAUCAAAAGACGACACUAGCUGGCGGUUUGGAUAUGUGGUUUUUCAACGGAAUGUAUCAGCAUGGAGCAACAGCCACCGCUAGGCCUAGCGCAGCAUAUACAUGCAAUGGAAGUGCGAGUAGUGCCACAGUCGGGUCAGCCAACCAGUCGGCGAUGCUGGCUUUGCCUGCACCGCCAGCUCCAGUUGGUAGGGUGACCAAUAAUUUCAUCGAUCCAUUUGCAGCAUCACUCACCAUUGCUCCACCGCCAUACGUGCAAAUGUCAGAUCUGGAGAAGAAGCAGAGGCUUUUGGUUGAUGAGCAGCUCUUGUGGCGGCAGUACUCAAGAGACGGAAUGCGAGGGCAGCUUGGGAUGGCAAACUUACAGGCUAAUUCAUACAACAUGGGAGGUUACACUAGAAGUUAUUGAAGGUGAGUUAUAUUGUUCUCAAAUAUAGACAUUUGAGCAAGUGAAUAGCAGAGCAAACUGCAUAGACUAAUCCUUGGAAGACACCAAGGUUCUGGAUUUAUGCCUUCUCUCUC